GAGACAAGUUGGGUUUUACUAGUUUAAUGAGGGUAGGAAGAAAGCAAGGGAAAGGAAUCUCCUCACUGUGGCUUAAAUUCAGGAACUCCCUCCAUUUAAUACCUCAUUCAUCACCCUUCCUCGUUAUCUCCACCAUUCUCUCCUCGUAUUUAAGUUUCAUUUCUCACACUCUACAACUACGACUUUAUGUUUUGCAUUGUUGAAGAGGUUGUCUUAGAAAAUGCUGACGUGCAUGCCUCGUGCAAAACACUCCUCUAGUGACGAUGAUCGUGAUCAGUCUCCCCCGCCUGAUAUGCAGCUUAGAUUCUCCGAUAAAGUUCCCCCUCUUCAUCCCAAUGCCAAACAUUCGUCUACCAAAACAAUAACUUCUCAGAUAAAAGACAUGGCGUUGAAAGCAUCAGGCGCAUUAUGCACGGGUCCAGUAGCUCAGCCUCAAAGAAGUUUUAGUCCGUCGGAAUCGGAGAAAAUUCGGUGCUCUUAUCAUCGAAAAACGAGCUCAAACUCGAGCUCUGGCAGGGGGUGGGGGAAGGAAAUGGAGGCGAGGCUGAAAGGAAUAUCGAGCGGGGAAGCAUCGACAUCGUUUUCGGCUAGUGGACGGCGAGUUGAAGCUGUGGUGGUGGAGGAGGAAAAAGAGCCCAAAGAGUGGGUUGCUCAGGUGGAGCCAGGUGUUCUUAUUACUUUUGUCUCGCUUCCGCGUGGCGGUAAUGACCUCAAACGCAUCCGAUUUAGCCGAGAAACUUUUAACAAAUGGCAAGCCCAGAAGUGGUGGGCGGAGAACUGUGACAAAGUGAUCGAACUUUACAAUGUCCAGAAGUUGAACAAGCAAGUGUUUCCUCUUUCGACCCCUCCAAGAUCUGAAGAUGAUCAGAGCUUAAAGAUUGAAUCUGUUCAAGACAGCCCCGUCACGCCACCCUUUGACAAAGAACGCCUACCCCAUACCUUAUUUCGCCCUACGGGGAAGGGGUACUCAUCCUCAGAUUCCUAUGAACACCAGUCUAUGCAUUCGAACAACGACAAUGGCUCAUGUGGACUUAAUGCAACACCAAAACUCUCUAGCAUUAGCGGCACAAAAACAGAGACAUCGUCAAUGGAUGCUUCCAGAAGGACUAGCUCAUCAAGAGACUUGGAUCGAUCUGGAGAGUUAUCUAUCAGCAAUGCCAGCAAUCUGGAGACUGAAUGGGUCGAGCAGGAUGAGCCAGGUGUUUACAUUACAAUCAGAGCCUUGCCAGGUGGUGCAAGGGAACUCAGGCGUGUCAGAUUCAGCCGAGAAAAGUUUGGGGAGAUGCAUGCAAGACUAUGGUGGGAAGAAAACCGAGCCAGGGUACACAGGCAGUAUCUGUAAUCACCUUACAGCCUACAAGUCAAGUGACUUUUCUGGGUUGCAUAGAACUUCUCUUUCUCAACAACAAAACUGAAGUUUCUUCAGAGAGUCCAAGGAAUGAGUGUUAACAACAUUUACAGUCUACAGAUACAUGGGGUUGAGGUAUACCAUAUUUAAGUAGGAUUCUUGCAUUAAAGAAGUGCAACCUUUGUAACUGUUUCUAAUUGUAUGAAGCAUAAAGGUUUUACUUUCUUCC
Molecule: messenger RNA, 1577 nt
Organism: Daucus carota subsp. sativus
Lineage: Eukaryota; Viridiplantae; Streptophyta; Magnoliopsida; Apiales; Apiaceae
Product: protein Brevis radix-like 4
Exons: 5
Coding region: 221-1342 (373 amino acids)
Source: RefSeq, a predicted model, not a curated record